This is a messenger RNA of Scaptodrosophila lebanonensis, 6005 nucleotides long. RefSeq lists its product as uncharacterized. The transcript has 4 exons. Lineage: Eukaryota; Metazoa; Arthropoda; Insecta; Diptera; Drosophilidae. The record is from RefSeq and is a predicted model, not a curated record. Bases 461 to 5890 code for a protein of 1809 amino acids.
GAAAGGCAUUUGCUUGGUCCAAAUCAAAGGAGCACGGCACGCAUACAUACAUAUGUAUGUACUCUAGCAUAUUCUGUAAAUCAUCAUCCAACUAGAUUUGGUGGAAGUACUUAGAUUCAAAUAUCGUUCAAGAGGAACUGAAAGCAAGAACCCAACCAAAACCCUCGUUAGUAAUUUAAUACGAUUCCUUAAAAAAGUAAUAACUCUAUAAAUACUCGAUGAGUCGGAGGAUGUUUCCAACUAACCAAGUACUCGAUGAGAAACUGACAGCAUCGUUUAAAUGCUAUUCGAUAACUUUUGUUUCGCUUCGAUAAGAGUUGUUGUUGUGGAACUGGUUUCUGCGUUUGCGCUUUAUUGUUUGGGUAGUUGAGGAAUUUGGACGUUGGCUUUUUGAUUUUAUAAUCAAAAGUGUUAUUUUUGUUCAAUGUUUUUGGAACCUUAUUCAAGUUAAGUUCUGAGCAUGUCGCGCCCCAUGACUGUUAAUGGGAAGUUCGGAGCUAGCGGAAAGCGACACCACAACAUACUAGCCGACCCUGAACGCGUAAAAAAAGACUUGGAAAAUGAGCGUCGCAUCACCCGUCUACGACAGGUACGCGAGAAAUCGAAUUGCCUGGCUCGCAAAAUACGCCAAGAUGUGGAAGAUGAGAAGUCACGACAAUUACAAAAACUAGAGCAAAUAAAACAGAAGGAGCUAAAUGCUUGGCGUGAGCAUGUUUUGGUCAAAAAACACCAAGACUACCGCGGCUCUAUAUUUCAAGUAGGCGCCGCCCACCGUGCUGCGCAGGCUGAAAAUCAAAUUAACGAGCAGCAAAAGCAACACCUCGCUCAAAAAAUUCGAAGAUGCAGCCGACAGGCGUGCAAGCGCGCAUGUAAACAUGCCAAUAAAACGCAUGUGCAACUGCAUAGGAAAACUGGAGGGAGGGACUGUAACAAUUAUGAAGGCCGAGCUACAGCAUGUACACAAACGCCAGUGAUCCCCAACACAGCCAUAUCCACAGACGUUACAGCAGCCAAGUGCAAUAACUGCUUGCGAUCGCCAAAAACGUGUAAUAAGAACAAUUGCUAUAUGUUGAACGUAGGAACUGAAGGCAAUGCAGGGAAGCGCAAACGCGGCACGUGCUGUCGUGAGAAUCCAAAUUGUCUAUGCGCAAGUAGCGAUGAUGAACAAUUAACAGAUAGUAGUUGCUCAUCCUUUCAUCCAGAUGAGAGUGACGAUGAGAUCGCAACGCUUCCGCCAAGUGAUUGUACGAACAAGAACCUGCAGCAAACGGCGCCCAUUAUUUUGGAUGUAGAUAUAGAUAAGGAGGACACGUUGGCAUUUAAUACACAAGCCGGCAUGGAUAUAAACGAUCGGUUUGUGCAAAGCAAUCGCAAUUUUAGUCACGUGGUCCGUUCAAGUCCUGAGUGCAGCCCCGAACGUCACCGUAAAACGCCUCAGAAGAAUGCACGGGAAAAAUGUUUGCCCCGGAAACGUUUCACCCAAAUUUCUGAGUUGGUGCAACGUUGCUCAAGAUCAACUGGAACAGAAAAGAGCGUUCUGUCACCACGCAGUCUCAACAGAUCUGUGCCCAGAUCACCCACAAGAGCAAAGUCACCAACGAAAACCGCACGAUCACCUGUGAGAUCAGAAAAAUCGUCCACAAAAAUGACAAAGUCGCCUACUAGACAAACAAGGUCGCCCUCAAGACAAGCUAAAUCGCCCACAAGACUAACAAAGUCAACAACACAAGAACCCAAGUCGCCCACAAAAACAGCAGGCAAGUCACCAACUAAGAGUAAAAAAGCCGCCGCACACGUGAAUUCGCCUCGAAGACAACAACAAAAUCGUAAAGGACCCCCACCAUCCGCAAUGGUUAUAGAUGCAGGACUUAGGCGCAAUUCGGCCGUACAAACAACACCAUGUGUGCCUACUUGUGGUACAUCUGCGGUGCAGACUGCGCCAUGUAUGGCCGAUGCAAUGUCACAAUGUACAUGUCCUAUGGAGCAGCAGUCCAUGCAGACACAGCCCGUGGAGCAGCAACCCAUCCAACAGUUUAUUCUGCAAGGAAUGACCACACAGCAACAUUUAAUCCAACAUCAGCCGCUUCAACAGCCACCUACGCAACAUCCGGGCGAGCAGCUCCAGCCCUCAGUUGGCACAGUACCUCGGCAACCAACUACAACUGCUACCCAUUCUUCAGUGUCUGCAACUACGUUUGUUAUGCGUCAGAGCCGUGCGGCUAGCGCGACGUCAGGGCGUGUGCACUUCUACGAUUAUAAUAACAAAUUUCAUAAAAAUUAUGAGGCACCCUCAACAGCUGUGCACACAAAUACUCAGGACGCCACACAAAUGAAUGCUAUGGAACAGGCGCGCAUGGAGGACCAUCUAAGAGAAUUACGGGAAAAGGAGUUGGACAAACUGCGGAAAAUAAGCGACCAGCGUGGUCAGAAGGCCUUGGAGCGUGAGCAGGUCCGUCGCGAUUGUGCAGAGUUGACAGAGAAAUUGGACGCGCUAGCACAACAGAAUCCACAGAUGUUACCCAGCGAUGCCAACUUUAUGCCCAGUCAUCGGUUUGCAGACAUGGCCGUACGCCGUGAGCUUAAAAUGAAUGAGGUGAUGGAAAAGAUGCUGCUACGUCCCGCUAUUAUAACAUGUCCCGAAGUGGACACUGCAUUGCCAAGAACAGCAACAACCCAUGCCAGUUGCAAAACUAAUCGCAUGAGUUCAAGACCAGCUCCAGCUACAGUAAAUGUGGGCGAGCGUGGUCGCAAAGCCGACGAUGGAGCCACUGUAACAUCCUCGAGCUGUUGUUCCAUACUAUUGGACUAUGUGGAUGAUCAAAGCAAGCAGUUGCGUACAGACCUGAAAGCUACUGAGUCCAACACCUCCAAAUCGGAGAAAUUGCAAAAUUUGCUCUCGCGCAUUGAAAAGAUUCGAAGCCAGCUUCUACAGGAAAUAAAAGCGGGUGGUAGCAGCACAGUUGUUGAUGAUGACAACGUACAAAAGAUGAUUGACAAUAUACGCCAGGAGCGUGCGGAUAUAUUGGAGCAGAAGGAACGCACGCUUGAUGCGCGCGAGUCGAAUCUACAUCAAAAAGAAGAACUGCUGGAGCAGCGUCUGAGGGAGUUUUAUCACGAAAAGCAAAGGACCGGCAAUGAAGACAUAGGGAAAAAGACAAGCAAGGAGUGCGAGAAACCCGUGGAGAUAGUUAUAAAGGUCCGAAGUGACGGCACUGUUAAACAGUGUGUACCUAAGCACAAGGCACGGGCAAAGGUAAAGCCGAAAAGCAGACCGCAGCCAACCACAGAGACAACAGAUGAGCUCACAGAUCAAAUCAAUGAGCACGCGCAACGUCAAAAUUCGUACGAUUCCAAUUCCACUGUCUAUCGCAGUUUGCCACCUGUUAUCUAUAAAGGCAUUCAAAUGCCAGAACAACAACGUGCUGCAGCUUCGCCUCCACUACACCCGUUGAUAGCACAGUAUGUACAGCGUCUGUUGGGUAUGACGCGCAGGGCGGUGCAGGACCUAGGCGUCAGUUCCUCCGACGUACCGACACCCUCUUCAUCUAUAGUCAACAAUCCUCGCAAUAUGUCGAAUAGCUCCGCCGCAGAUGAAACAUUAAUUGAUGAGCGACGUAUGCAGCGCGUCCAAGCUUUCAUCACAGAUAAUCGCAGUUUCAUAAACGAACUGGAGGACACGCUGCGUAACCAGAGCCAGUGCCAAUCAAAUGCAGAACACAGUAUGCGGGCCUUUGAUGACGUAUGGACCAGGAGGUUGGAAAGCAACAGUACAACAAAUAUAAAGCACGAUCAGCCCAAACACAGUCGUCGGACAACGCCAUGUGUUGAGAGAAGUCCAGCCAAAAGCCAAGAUACGUGUCCCCCAUCAUGCACACGUUCGGUCACCAUAGCGCCCGAUUCCUACACUCCACGCAAAUUGCCCAGCAGCAAGACAAUGCAAGCGAUGCUUAAACAGGCACAGGUCACGUCGACUAGCACCACUGUCCAGCGGAGACCGCAGCCUGCAAAGACAUCGCAGUGCAGCUCAACAGAUGGUGGAACAGAUGCCACGCGCCAAAUGGAGCGUUACGCAAAACUUACCGAGAACUGUACACAACGCAUCGCGGAACUUACGGAACUAAUCACCAAGGUGCGCGAGGAGAAGCAGCGUCUGGUGGAAGUUACACUAACUUCGGCUAGCGAAAAUGAACGUCAUUCAACGGAGUAUAUGGAGCUACCCACCGGGCCUGAUGUUCCGCCACGCUCUCGCACUGUUUCGGAGCGCAGUGAUGCGCAGUGCACCAGCCUCAAUACCAACACCUCGGAAGCUUUGCCGCUUUCUGAUCAGGAGCCAUUGCAAAAGCACAAACCGACGGGAGCAAGUCGCGAUAGUGGCAUUUCAAUCUCGCGCCCACACACUGCUCAGGGACAAGUUGCAGAGGCGGAGCCGUGUUCGCUAGCCUCCUCUACGCACAGCUCAAAAGCUGGACAUCAGCGACGUGGAGGUGCUCCGCCCCCUACAAUAAGACGCUACAGUCCACAAAUGGUCGAAGAGGAUCCGGCGCAUGAGCUGUCCACCAUUGCAGAAGUAGAUACGCCCGCUCAAUCGCAAGUGGCAGGCGUCACGGCCACUGCUUUGACCAACAGUCAAAAGUUGGUGCCUGUUCCCUUUCCUACAUUCGAGGAGUAUGCGAGGGAAAUUCACCUGGACCUUUCCCAAAUAGAUCCCAAUAAGAGUAUACGACUGCAGCAGGAGUUCAACGAGUUGGUGGAUGCCUUCCAGCAGCGUGUUGGAUCGCAGGCUCUGGACUAUCAUGAGUUCCCCAACAUCACCGCCUACCUCCACAACAUUACAUCAACUAAUGUGCAAGUGGAGCUACCUACGACCACAGACCAGAAUCAGUCGUUGAAGGAUCUUGUGCAACAACUGCGAGUGGCGAAUGCGAGCAUACGUGAGUUUCCUAGCCGACGCGAGUAUAUGCAGCAGUGUUUGGCCAAAAAACCACCUGAGGAGCGGGUUCUUAUUGAUAGCGCCAGCUUGGAGAAUCUCACAGACACAACAGAUUCUUUCAAUGUGGAGGCUGAGCUGCGGCAGCGGCGUAUUUUGAAAUCUUCCUUUAGAAGAGGUAAUGCCACCACCGAGCCCGCGGAUCACGAUGUGGCCAGCAGUACACGUCGCAAUAGCGCCGUCGCCGAGCACAUGUCCCAGCAACCGGAAGAAAGCGGCAUUGAACGCAUGUCUACAACCCCAGAUGGUGGGGCCACGCUCUCCAGUGACUUGGAUCGUGAGAUGCAGCGUUUGGGCUUAUGUUGGUCCGCAACAAUGCGACAACGUCAGCGGCAAGCAGAUACUCUGGGUAGCGAUAGCACUUCACCGGAGCAGGAGCGGCGGCCACGACCACGUGGUGGCCAAGAAAAGGCUAAGAAUAAGGAAAAUGCAGAACCAUUAACAACUGUUGAAACCCAAGAAGCCAGUCAGAUGGGACGAUCACUCAACUUGCGAGAGUUUCUCACGCGGGAGCUUCUGAAGCAUCGUAUAUAUUCGGACAGUGCCACUGAUAGCUCCGAUGAUUCACUCAAAGGCAACUUUCUGCAAUCUGUCAUCGACUCGCUCGGCCAUCACGCCACAGGGGCUACUAACGAUCGCCAGAAAACUUCCACACCUGUGGGCUCAUCUCAGUCGAUUCGUGAUAAAUCGGGCUCUGUUAAAAGCGGCAGCGUCAACGCUGGCACUCUGCUCUUCUCCGGCGAGAGCAGAAUCUCCUCAGUACAUUAUCCAGAUGGUAUGUCUCCCGCGCAGUCUAACCAGCGGGCUAACAAUAGGUCCGCAAAAUUGACAAGCACACUGCCGUCCCCUAAGGCUCCAGUAAGCGCACAUUCUAAAGCCAGCAAUGGAGCUUAUUCUGCAUAAAAAAUGUAUUUUAAUAUGUUCACCUUUUGUGUAUUAGAGCGUGUAUUGUGCCGUUUAAAAUUGUAUUUUAUUAUUUAUUUUGACGAAAAUUUUUUUAAAUUAUUCAAUUACCGCA